Molecule: messenger RNA, 5797 nt
Organism: Amoebophrya sp. A120
Lineage: Eukaryota; Dinophyceae; Syndiniales; Amoebophryaceae
Source: the annotation of a GenBank genome assembly
AAGAAUUCAACGCUUAAAGUACAUAGGAAGGAGUCAAGUGCAAGAAUUCGUCUGUUGUUCUUUUUCUUGAAGCGUUUUUUUGUGUAAAAGUAAGCAGAAGAGUCUAUACAUACGCCAGAAGAACACCAAGCAAUGAGGGUCUGGAAGAUGCAUAAAAAGAGUUCGUCCUUCUCUACUUUCCGCGUCGGAGGUUUUCUGUGCUGAAGACCUUCAUCCUCUCGACGAAGAUCAUGCCUGACAUCACGACGCCGCGUCCGGCGCCGGCCGGCUCCUCGUACGCAGCCGGGCGCUCCUCCCGUAGGGCGCGGUCGCCGCAACGUACGCCUUUCGGAAAUGCAACGCCACAGUCAGAGCACCGAAAGUCGCUCAUUCCCGGGAGCUCCGUUAAGCACCUCAGCGGGCGGAUGGCAAAGGUAUUUUUUCACAACUGCUUUGGUGUUGGUGUUGCUUCUUCGGUAAUGAAGAUGAACAUUGGGAACGUUGGUGAAGCGAUGCUUCCUUCUUCUAUUUCGUCACUUCAUGUGUUAGUGUUUGGAACUUUUUCUGUUGCCGAUGAAAAAAAAUAAAAUGAAAAUAGAUGAAGGACCCGCGACCCGUCUUUGACAAAAGUUGGAUGCUGAGUGCGGUGAAGCAGAUAACCACGUUCCUGACGUCCACCGGGUACCCGCAUUCCCUCUCGCCGAAAUUUAUCCAGGGCCCAAGCGGGAAGGAGUUCUACGGGCUCAUGCAGUUUCUGUUCGCGCAAAUCGAUCCCAACACGCCGCUGACCAAGAAAAUGGACGAGGAACUUCCAGAGGCACUCCAGCGCAUCAGGUAUGGAGAAAGUGAAAAUGGAAGUAAGUACAAAUAAUUUGGUGCACAGAGAAAAGUUCAAAUGAUACAACAUUUGCGUCGAAACUCAACUUGUUCGCCUGCGCUAUUGAACAUUCCAUCCCAAAACCUGCAAAAGGUAUCCGCUGAACGUGACGAAGGCCUCUCUUUUGCUCGUCGGUGCGCCCACGACGUGGCCCUCGGUGCUGGCCAGUUUGCACUGGGUGGUGGAACUGCUUUCCAUCGACAUGAAACUGAUCCAGCCUUAUCUCCGCGGCGAGGAGCCCCUGAUGCCCGUGAGCGCCCGCGGUGCGCCGUCGUCCGGUGCCCGCAGCAAGAGUUGGCAGGACCUGGAGUGGCGCCGCCGUUUCGACAUACUAGCGCGGACCUACAAGGCCUUCCUGCACGGACAGGACGAGGUGGUGCAAGAACUGCACGGGGAGAAGCGGGCCCAGGCGGAGGCCAUCCGCAAAGCGCGGGAAACGACCCUCAUCGAUUUGGCGAAGGAGAGGUAGAAAUAAACUUGUUGGAAAAUUAUAGCACAUCUUUGUUGCAAAGGUCAAGGGGGGAAUCCGUUCCAAUAAUUCGUUUGUCCUGUCAUUGCACCAGCAUCGAGAGUUUUUAGUGAUUUCAGAAAUUUCUAUCAACAUCGUUGCUGUUACCAUGUAUUCCUUUUCCCUAACCCUAUAGGACCGCGCUCGAAACUCGUCUCACGGAAGCAGAGAAGCGGCCCCGGCUGCCGGAAGUGAAGGACCGCGUGUCCCGGCUGCGCAACGAUUUAACGCGCAAGAAGACCAACCUCAGCGCGGAAAAGCGCAAGCUCGCAGAGUUGCAGGAUGCGUUGCGACAGCUGCAGGCCAAAGCGGACGUCCGAGACCGGGAGCAGCAGAAGCUCGAGACUGAGAAGGAGCGCUUGGAUAAGGUAUGAGAAUCUUACAACAGUAGAUGCACAGUUUCAAGUUCAACAUCAACAUGUAGGUAGCGAAGUUUGAUUUGCAAGGCGGUUCUCACCCCUACUGUAUUCGAUAUCGUGAUCGACCCGCAAUAUGGCAAUCUGGGCUCCUGCCAUCUCCUAUUACUUAUUUUCUUACGCGGCCUACAUAUCUAUCACUAUCAGAUCCUCCGCGACCAACCCAUCACGGUUGCGGAGCAGAAGGAGCUGCUGAAGGAGCGUUCGCAGCUGCAGGACGCCACGAAAACCCUCGCGAAGAAGGAGCUGGAGCUGACGGAGUGCGAGAAGUCCAACGAGGAGAAGCGCGAGGCGACCUACAAGGUCCGCGACGAGGCGCGCAACAAGUGCCGGCAGCACAUGGCCGACGGCCAGAAGUUUGAGGCGGCCAUGGCCCAGAAGCAGCAGGAGCUACAGGACGCGCAGGCGCUGCUGCAGGAACUCCAGAAGCAACGGGAGAGCUACUUGGAGAAGAUCGCCGUUCUCCGCGAAAAGCAGGAGCAUUCCGAGACCAACAAGGUGAAGCUGACCGGGCAAGUCUCGGAAAAGGAAAAAAUCUACAAUCGGCUGAAGGCGGACAGCGAACAGGAAGCUAAAACAGGAGUAUUCAACGUUUUUUGGUCUAUUUAGUUUGCUCAUUUGUCAUUUGUUUGGCGAUCUCAUGCUCAUCACCGAUUGGAUAUGGAUCGGAUUUUUAUUGUGCAGCAAUUUACUGUUCGCGAUGUGCUUGACAAAUUUGAAUUCAUUUUCAGGCCGCGGAACUGCAAGCGAAGCGCGCGCACCUGGAAAAAGUUGUGAAGCAGACCGAGGACCUGCGCAAGCAGCGCGAAAACAUCGCGGACCUGAUCCAGCAGCGACGGCGGGAGCACCGCUCGCUUGAGCGCGAGUUCCAGCAGGAAAAGCAGGAGGAAGAACGAAAAUUGCGGCGCAAGUGCCAAGACUUCCGGGACCGCAAGACGCGAGACGUUCGGCGGCUGACUCAGUUGGAGAGCAAGCUUUUCGCGGAGCGCGAGCGCAUCGAUCUUUUGCAGCAACGCGACUUCAACCUGCGCUACAUCAAGCCGGGGCGAAAAUCAAGGGAAGCGCGUAAGUCCCUAGACCGGAUCGCGACCGCAUCCGAGGUGCUGCGUGCCCCUGAGGCCGAAGUGGAGGCGCAUUUGCGACAAACGGUGCCGGUGGUCACCGCCGCGGAUCGUGCCUCGCGUUCGGGCCGGCCGCCGACCGCGCCGACGGUAAUUCUCACCGGCACCUCAGCUGCUACGUCUUCCUCCAGUCGCUUUACUGGUACGGGUGGUGGUGCCCCGAGCGGCUCCGGCUUGAACGUCAGUAUGAGAAGAGAACAACCUGCUGUCGUGGCCGACGAGCGAUGUCAAGCGAGCUUCGUGUCCACGACCUCGCAGCACCCCGCAGAGAUCAUGAUGCAGCAGGACGAAAACCAUAAAACCGCUUCGCGAAAUCCAAUACCCUUGUCGGUUCAGAUGAAGCAAGAAGCACCAGAAGACGACUUGCGCAAUCGGAUCGGCUCGCGGAUGGAUUUCGAAGACGACGACCUGGAGCCCGCGCCGCCCGGGUCCACACCGGCGCGCGGGCGGCGGAAGGGGUCGGAUCUCGGGGGUGCUGGUGCCGCAGCGCAGUCGAAGAUCGACACCUCUGGGUUGAACAUCAUGAACGUCAACGACCGGCUUUUGAAUCCAGAAGAGUCGCCCGUCCCGCAGUCCAGAUCGGACAUGCGCGCCAUCCGCGAAAACCUGUCGGAAAUGCAGCAGCGCCUCACGGGAGCGGUCGGCGCGGCUGGUAAUUCUAGUGCCUCUUCGAGUGCGAAGCCACCUGCUGCUAUUACGGGGCGGAUCCCAUACGGAAACGAUGAGGACAACUUUGAGCAGGUUCUGGAAGAGCACUCGAAGCGAGCCGCGGUCGGCGCUUCAUUGUUCAGCAAGCCAGAUGUUGAAGUAGCGCCACCACAAAUAGCCCACCAACAACGACCGGGAUCAUUCUCAGCGAGUGUGUUCGGAGGCACGUCCGCACAUCAUCCCCCCAUAGGAGCGCAAUCAGCAGGGAGUAGCGCAGCUGGGAGCACGUUUUCGUCCAACAUUUUCCGUCCGAGCGGACGAAGUGGACAACCCGCGACGUCGUCUGUGACGCACAAUGUCGGAAGCACCACUUAUGGUGGCAGUAGCAGCAGCACCGCUAGCAACAUAUUCGGAGCGGGGGGACCUGCGCCGGGGAAAUCUCUGUUCACGGGUAUACCGCUUGAUCCAGCUGCACGGACAGCAAUUUUUGGCGCUUCGGCAGCUGGCGGGAGUUCAGGCGUGUUGUCACAAACAAAUCCUGCAAUAGGUGAUCCGGGGCAUAGCCUGCCAGGCGCGAUUCCGAUGACUGGCCAACAUCCGCAUCAGCCCCCAGGGAUGAAGAAGGUUUCGCCAGAACGCGGUUCGUGGCUGCUAGACACGGACGAGAGCCACAUCAUGAACAAUUCCCACGACGCGCAUUUGGGGACAGGCCCUGGACUUUCCGUGCCGCCCACCCCGUUCGACCACGAUGUGCCCAUAGCCGCGGACUACCAGGCCCCCGCCGGUCCCACGCCAACGAAGCCGUCCUCGGAAGCGCUGCUGUCUGCAGAGCAGAUGCAAAACAGGAUCGUGGUCUCCGAGGACCUGGUGAAGCUGGUGAAGAAGCCCCAGACGCCCCCUGCGAAGCACGACGAAAUGCAUAGCAACUUGAACCAAUCGGUUCUGCGAACCCCGCAGAAUAACAACAACCACGGCAGCAGUUCCUUCGUCAGUGCCGCGGGGCAGCGGAUCGGCGCCGCCAGUGCGUCGCGUCUGCACGACCACAGUUUCAGCAGUGCCCAGGAGGACCCGAGUCGCGAAUUCCACGAGUUCUACCAAAACUCCAGGGUCUUCGCGUCGACGUCGGCCCGGAAACAGUUCGUGGACGGCACCUACUCCGGGUCUACACCGCUGAACAACCGCACUCCGGUGGCGAACAGCCGGUCCAUGGAUUUGCUGCCCUCCAUGCAGUUGCAGGUUGAUUCGCACCUUCGGCCGCACUCUUCCAGCCUGGACCACCAGAUACUGCAGCCUUGCUUCGAGAACAUUCCGGCCGACGACAACAAAAAUGCCUUUCACUUCCAGGCCUUGCAGCCGGGUGGCGCGGGGGCCGGAAAGGAGACGGAAAAAACCAAGGAACCGAUGGCGGAGCAGCGGGAAAGUGCUCCUUUGAGUGGGCAAAAUGUGAACAACUUGCAGAACUUCCUGCGGAACAGCGCUCUUCCACCGCUGGAUCCCGACGCAAAAAGCUCCUUCGGAGAUACCAGCAGUCAGUGUUCCACGAGUUUCAUGGGCGGCCGCACUGGGGUGUUUUUCAACGUGAAAGGGCGUCGCUACAGCGACGAACGAAAGAAGAAGCGGCCCACCAACGAAAACGCACCCCCGUCCGGCAAUCGAGCCUGAUGUCAUAGCAAGGACACUGAUUUUUGAGGGUCUACGCUUUAGUUUGCACUUUCUUGCUGCAAAGCUGCCGCCACAAUUUCGCACUUCUGAUUCCUUUCCCUAUAUCUUUCCUGUGUCGAAAACAAAACUUUAAACGACCCACGCAAUAAAGUCGCUCAUUCUUGAUCUUGCUUUAGAUCCAGGUGUGAGUGGUUUUGACCGAUAAGUUAGUUGACCUUCUUUUACUUUGUACUUCCUUCCUCUCCUCUACUAAACUCCUUCGGAAACCAGAGUACAGUAUAGUAUUCAACAGCUUCUUUGCUACCUUGUUAGUUGGAGCGCGGGUACUCAGGACCCGCCUCGACUUCGAGAAGAUCUAGAUUCACUUCGAUACGCUGUCUUUGUUCAUUAUCAUCAACUUCUGCUGAAAUUAAUACGAACACGGACGGAGUCUUCGUGUUGCGCCGCAGCUCGGACAGAAAAAGUCAACUUUCCCAAUGAAAAAUUGUGCCGCGACCGCAAUGACGGACGAAAAAGAAAGACAGAAACCCGCACCGGACUCUAACGAUAUCCAGGUUUGCGCCACGGAGAAAAAAGGUACGAACAU